AUGAGGAACAAAAAGUUGAGUUGGAACGUUUAGGAGGGUGAUUGAUCUUUCUGUUUGAGAGAGAGAGAAAAAUUAGAAGACAGAAGAUGCAGAAAGAGAGCGAUAAGAAAAGACAUAGGUGCAAGCUCAUCACUCAAAGUGUGAUGGCUUUCUUAGACUGUCUGAACGUCAGACACUCAUCUUCUUCUUCAGACAUGGUGAAAGCUAAAGCAAGAAAUGAGGCAGAGGUAGCUUCAUCUGUCGAAACUUCUGAUAGGAGUCUAAACGUGUCGAGUAAAUUGACAAGGAAACUGCCGGUGAGCUCAGGGAAAGGAGGCGGAGUUAACAACCACGACAUGUAGUUACAAGUCUUUUUUUUAACUUUGUUACGGUGUAAAAUUGGGUAAUCUUGUGUACCAGUAAACUCUUAAAAGAAACUUGAUUUGCGUCUCGA
Brassica oleracea var. oleracea is the source of this 433-nucleotide messenger RNA. RefSeq names its product elicitor peptide 5. The transcript has 2 exons. Bases 87 to 341 code for a protein of 84 amino acids. Gene Ontology annotation, biological process: innate immune response. The record is from RefSeq and is a predicted model, not a curated record. NCBI's taxonomy places the organism in Eukaryota, Viridiplantae, Streptophyta, Magnoliopsida, Brassicales, Brassicaceae.